AUGGCUGCAGAUCUUGCGCGAGACAUCUCUCAGAAGACCUCCGGGCUGGUACAGUCCAGAAACCAUCGAGAUCUGCUCGACAUUGUCGACUCUCUCAGAUCCCACGGUGUCAGCCACUACGUAGACUUACCUCAGAUCAUCGUGUGCGGUAGUCAAUCGUCAGGAAAAAGCUCCACGCUCGAGUCGCUUUCCGGAAUCGCUUUCCCGACCGCGGAAGGCCUAUGCACCCGCUUCGCUACAGAAUUGGUUCUCCGUCGCGGCGAUAAGCCCGAGAUCAAAGUGCACAUCCAGCCUAGCACUAGCCGAGACAAGGAAGAGAGAGCACGCUUGUUGUCGUUUACUGGCAAGACCAAGGACCAGCAUGACUUCCCGAAGAUUAUCGAAGCGGCAAAGGAGGCGAUGGGCCUGUCGGGAGAAGGAUCCAAGAUCUUCAGCACGGACAUCCUGCGAAUAGAGAGCACGUCGCCUUCCGCGCCCAACUUGACCCUGGUUGACUUGCCAGGCCUAUUCGGUGCCUCCGACAAGAAUCAAUCAGACGAUGACGCUGCCUUAGUCCAGGACCUCGUGGUAUCGUAUAUGCGGCAGCGCCGUAGCAUCAUCUUAGCCGUUGUUGCGGCCGACAACCCCUUUGCCAACCAGCCGGUGACCAAAUUUGCUCGGGAGAUCGACCCGUCUGGUUUGAGAACGCUAGGUCUCAUCACAAAGCCUGACAAGAUCGACAGUGACUCGGAGAGCGAGCGGUAUUACGUAGAGCUGGCUCAGAACCAGAACGUGAAGCUGCAUCUCGGAUGGCACGUUCUGCGCAACAGGAGCCACGUCACCGCCAACGAUACCAUCGAGGAGAGAAACAAGAGGGAGGCGGAGUUCUUUGAAAACUCCGUCUGGCACGCGCUCGACCCGUCGAAUCUUGGCGUGGAGUCUUUGAGGUCUCGGUUGCGAAACAUUCUGUGGAAGCAGAUCCAGACUGGACUUCCGGGCGUCAAGACCGAAGUACAAUCGGGAAUCAAGGACUGUAGGACCAAGCUAGCGCUGCUCGGAAAGGCCCGUAGCACCAUGAGAGAGAAGCAUAGCUACCUCCAGCGGAUUAGUAGCCACCUAUCCAAAUUGAUUCAGGCAGGCAUCGAUGGGGUAUACGCCGAUCGGUUUUUCGAGUCUUUCCCCGGCCAGCAGGAUGCUUUCGAGAGACGUCUACGCGCGCAUGUACAGAAGAUCCUUAGCGACUACGCCGAGAAGAUGUGUGUUGAUGGGCAUGCUUUAGAGAUCGUCGAGGAUGACCUAGAACCGACCAGAGCAUCUUUUAGAAGGUAUAUGAUGAGAUCGGAUUACCUAGAACUGGUAAAAGAGCUCAUGGUGGAAUGUCGAGGUCGUGAGCUUCCGGGAACGUACAAUCCUCUCGUCGUUGGAGAUCUAUUUAGCAGGCAGUGUAAGCCUUGGGAGCCGAUCACCCAGAAUCUUGUCGAGCAGAUCCACGAGGCGGCUGCUAGCACGUUCAACAGGAUUACCACCGAGAUAUGUGAUGACAACACCAAGACCCGCCUCAUGAAGUAUCAUAUCCAGCCGGCGUUGCAUCGUCUUCGUGGUGACUUGAAGGACAAGGUUGACGAGCUGCUGGAACCUCACCUAUCGAUCCAUCCCAUCACUUACAAUGACUACCUAACCAAAACGGUACAAGAUAUCCAGACUGAGCGACACGACAGGAAUUUCGAUACGCUAUCGGAAGAAGCCUGUGGAUAUACAACGGAGACCGCGCCCGCCCAAGCCACCACCGUAGCUCUGCACAAGCUACUCACUCACCUGCAAGUGGGAACACGGCCCAAUGUCGAGGAAUACUCGGCCUCGCUCGCAGCCGAUGUUGCUGCGGCGUAUUACCAGGUUGCGUUGAAGAAGUUCAUCGACGAUGUUAGCGUCAAUGCAAUUGAGACUUGCUUGAUCCAAUGCUUGCCAGGCGUGUUCUCGCCGGACGUUGUGUGGGAUCUCAUGGACGAUGAUGUCGAGAAGCUGGGAUCUGAGGAUGAUGCAACUAUCAAGGAACGUGCCGAGCUUGGGAAGAAGUUGGAAAUUCUCGAGACUGGUCUGAAGGACUUGGAUGCGUUCACCGCGCGAUCCAAUAUACUCGCAGUAUCAUGA
This is a messenger RNA of Daldinia caldariorum, 2127 nucleotides long. RefSeq names its product P-loop containing nucleoside triphosphate hydrolase protein. The record is from RefSeq and is a predicted model, not a curated record. NCBI's taxonomy places the organism in Eukaryota, Fungi, Ascomycota, Sordariomycetes, Xylariales, Hypoxylaceae. Bases 1 to 2127 code for a protein of 708 amino acids. Gene Ontology annotation, molecular function: microtubule binding; GTPase activity; GTP binding. Gene Ontology annotation, cellular component: microtubule; membrane; cytoplasm. The transcript is spliced from 3 exons.